AUGGACUCCUCAACCUCUAAGCAGGUCCAGUCACGACGUACACAUCGGAAGUCUCGGUUAGGAUGUAUGAAUUGCAAAAAGCGAAGGAUCAAAUUCUCUCUACUUCACUUUAUCGUCGUUUUAACCCACAAUAUGCGUGGAUUCUGGCGUUUAUUAUUCUGUUGCACAUCUGGCCGAUGGCGUCGCUUGGAUGAACCGAAUGAUGAAAAAACUAAUGAGUCUCUCAAGUGCGACGAAAAACAACCCGCUUGUGUAAAUUGUCUCAACCAUGACAUUGAAUGUUCAUUUCUAUCGCGCGAAUCCUCCGCAGUAUCAUCACCUCAACCAGGGACUCCGGAGCCAACAGAAGCCCGACUCCAGCCCAGUCGCUACAAACCAUAUCAAUAUCCAACGGGAGAAUUGAAACAGACUUUCAAGCUCUCCAAACGAAUCGAAAAGCAACCGCCAUCCACGAAUUCAAUAGCAACUCAAUCUAAUAUCUCUAAUGAUGUGUCAACCGAAUCCAUCAUCUCUCCUGAGGAUCUGAGACUAUUCCAUCAUUUCACAACAUCAACUUUUCGAACCAUGCGACACGAUGAUCAUGAUCCACAGAAUCUAUGGCAGAAUCAUCUUCCAGAGUGGGGUAUCGAAUUCAAACCUAUCUUGCAUUUGAUUUUGGCCCUUUCCGCCUUACACAAAGGAUACAAAACACCCACCCUCCGCGAUAGAUAUAUCGCUCAGGCAGAUGAUCAUUUUACUUUCGGAAUGCGAUCUGUCACCUCUGUUCUCUCUCAACUUCAUUCGGAAAACUGUCAACAGAUCUAUAUGUCUGCUGUGAUGAUUUGCUUUAUAUAUUUCGGUCGUGGACCAAGAGAGGGCGAUUACCUUGUUUUCAGUGAUAAAGGUCCAGCCGAGUGGAUGAUACUCAUGAACGGAGUGAAGGUCAUUGUAUCAAAUCACCAUGAAAAGAUAUUUAGUGGUCUCCUCGAACCUAAGGGUGAACGGGUAAAGUAUGAACUUACACCUGCAAUGCGGAGUGAGCUGCACGAGCAUUCGGUUCAUCUUCAGGCUGUGGAGCGGUUUGUUGGAGAACAGGUGUCCGAUCAGACUGAACGAGAUAUGUAUCUUUCUUCUACGAAGGGGUUGUUUGAGAUCAUGGAUGAUGUUUAUGAGAAGGUUUCCGGUGGCUUGGAUGGUGUUCUUAUUAUGGAUUUGUUGAUUGGGUGGCUUUAUCGUCGACCGGAUGAGUUUGUGCAUCUUUUGGAAAGGAAGGAUCCUUUGAGUUUGGUUAUUCUUUCUUAUUGGGCUGUUCUUUUACGAUAUAUGGAGUCUUCUUGGUUUAUGCAGGGCUGGACUGCUCAUGUCUUGUCUGGUAUCUCUAACUCUUUGAAGGAGGAGUAUUGGCCUUGGAUUCAGUGGCCGUUGAGAAGGGUUGGGAAUUCCAAUUAA
Messenger RNA from Penicillium angulare, 1428 nucleotides. Its product is annotated as Zn(II)2Cys6 transcription factor domain-containing protein. Gene Ontology annotation, biological process: regulation of transcription by RNA polymerase II. The transcript is spliced from 2 exons. The coding region runs from base 1 to 1428 and encodes 475 amino acids. The record is from RefSeq and is a predicted model, not a curated record. Lineage: Eukaryota; Fungi; Ascomycota; Eurotiomycetes; Eurotiales; Aspergillaceae. Gene Ontology annotation, molecular function: zinc ion binding; DNA-binding transcription factor activity, RNA polymerase II-specific.